Messenger RNA from Alligator sinensis (Chinese alligator), 1359 nucleotides. It is a transcript of the gene NSMCE4A, whose product is annotated as NSE4 homolog A, SMC5-SMC6 complex component. The transcript has 11 exons. Gene Ontology annotation, biological process: DNA repair. Bases 44 to 1123 code for a protein of 359 amino acids. NCBI's taxonomy places the organism in Eukaryota, Metazoa, Chordata, Crocodylia, Alligatoridae. Gene Ontology annotation, cellular component: nucleus; Smc5-Smc6 complex. The record is from RefSeq and is a predicted model, not a curated record.
UGUGGUUGCCCGGGAGACGCCCCGGCGGGGGAGGGGCAGGGCCAUGGCGGAGGCGGCAGGGAGCGGGGAGGCAGGCAUGGGCCGCGCCGGGGGCUCCGGCUCUGGCCGCGGCCGCCCCGUGCUGCCCUCCACGUCCCACAACGGCGGCGGCGGCGAGGAGGCCGAGCAGCAGCGGGUGGAGGACUCCGACGGCGAUGACCGCAAACGUCGGCUCAUCCGGCAUCAGUACCGCGAGCUCAUCAACACCGUGCAGCAAAAUCAUGAAGAUAUGCUGAAUUCAAAAAGCAAUAAAUUGACAGAAGCUCUGGAGGAAGCCAAUAUAUUGUUCAGCGGAGUUUCCCGGGCAAGGGAGGCUGCACUGGAUGCUCAGUUUCUGGUUUUGGCAUCAAACUUAGGAAAGGAGAAAGCAAAUGAGCUGCACUCUGAUAUGACAGCGUUUGAUUCGCCAGCUUUUGCUGAAGACUUGCUAACGUUUAUGGGCCUGAAUCGUAUAGAAGAUAAUGACAGUGAUGAUGAAGGUAGUGCUGGUGGAUAUUUACCUAAUGAUGCCUGGCAUAAACUGGGAGCAGAAGCAGAAACAUACUUCAGAAGAGCUCCUUCUUUUCAUUUCAUGUUAGGAUCUUUCAGUGCUGAUCCGCCUGUACCCAGGCAACGGAUUGAGAGGCAGAAAAGGAAACCGGGGAUAGAAGAAAGAAGGGCGAUGCCUGCCCAGUUGAAAAGGAUGGAGGAGUCUCAUCAGGAAGCCACAGAAAAAGAAGUAGAGAGGAUAUUGGGAUUGUUGCAGACCCAUUUUAACAAUGAUCCUGAAAUACCUAUUUCCUUCUUUGAUUUUGUGAUUGAUCCAGACUCUUUUGCACGUACUGUGGAAAACAUCUUUCACGUGUCCUUCAUUAUAAGGGAUGGCUUUGCAAGAAUAAAGCUGGAUCAAGACAAACUCCCAAUAAUAGAGCCCUCCAAUGACAACGAAGGAAGAGAAAAUGACCAGAAUGCUCAAGUACGGAACCAGGCAAUCAUAUCUCUCAGCCACCAGGAGUGGAAGGAUAUUGUUGAAACAUUUGAAAUUACAGAAUCUAUGAUUGAUCCUUCCAGUCACAACCAAGACAGUGAAAUGGAUCCUGCCUAAUUCUUAUGGUGCCUUAAAGAAAAAUGAAUUUUAAAGUAUUUACUUCAAAUACGUUUUUUAUGUGUAUAUAUUGUAUGAUUAAAUUAAUUUUGAUGAAAACAAUUUAAAUGACAAUUUUUAUAUAAAAAAUAUAUCUUUUUUUUUUAUUUGUGUGUGUCACUUACCGUGAUAGGAGCAGUCAUAAAACAUAGUGUGCUUUCAUCCUAUUGUGAUAUUCUGUAAUAAAGUCCUUUUGU